UAUGGUGAAAGUAAAUCAAGAUACUAUACCGUUGAUUAAUGAAUUACAACGAGUAAAUGAAGAAAAGAAUAAAACUGAAAUUCAAUUAAAAGAAGCAAAAGAAUAUCAGAAUCGUUAUGAAAA
Molecule: messenger RNA, 123 nt
Organism: Dentiscutata heterogama
Lineage: Eukaryota; Fungi; Glomeromycota; Glomeromycetes; Diversisporales; Gigasporaceae
Source: the annotation of a GenBank genome assembly